UCCUAACCUUUCUUUUAACCUUCACUACCAACCCGCCUUUCCCUUCUUCCUUUUGUGCUUUUCAUCGUGCUAAAACAACCCCGUCAAUCCACAUCUCGAGCAUUCUACGUGCCUCUCAGCCUCUACGGCCUCUAUCCAAUUCUUUUUUCUGUCGCCCUUGUCACUACACCCUUUCCUCGGACGUGACACCAAGGUUUCCCGCUGCCCGGACCACCCGCCGAUGGUCGACAUCACCGCCACGAUGGCGAACUCGACCACGGCAAUGCCGGACCUUCCCCCGCUCCCCAACUAUACGGUCUCGCCGCUGCCGGACCUCCUCCCGUUCGUGUCCGACUUUUGGCUGUCCAUUGUCCUCCCUCAUAUCGCCUACUGGGUGCUCUCGUUCAUCUUCCACAUGAUCGAUGUCUACGACCUCUUCCCGCAGUACCGGUUACACACGCCCGAAGAGAUCACGCAGCGCAACCAUGCGACACGCUUCGAGGUCGCCCGCGACGUUCUCGUCGAGCAGGCGAUUCAAACCGCCACGGCCGCCUUCCUCUCCAUGACCGACCAGGUCCAGCUCGUGGGCAAGGAGAGCUAUGACGUGGCGGUGUGGGCGACGCGCAUCCGCCUGGCGCAGCGCGCAUUCCCCACCAUCCUCGGCUUCGUCGGUCUCAACGCCGCCGCCAUAUCGAAGAGCAUGGCUUCCACACAUCCCCUGCUUUCCGGCGUCUUUGCCGGCGGUCGCUAUCCUUCUCUCACAAUGGAGCUCGGCGGCGUCUCGGGCGGGCCUCAGGUUCCCGCGUUUGCGACGUGGGAGCUGGCGCUGGCGAAGCUCAUCUACUGGGUCCUGAUCCCCGCGUUCCAGUUCUGGUUUGCUGUCGCGUUCCUCGAUACCUGGCAAUACUUCUGGCACCGUGCCAUGCACGUCAACAAGUGGAUGUAUACACACUGGCAUGCCCGGCACCAUAGGCUGUAUGUGCCUUACGCGUAUGGGGCGCUCUACAACCACCCUGUGGAGGGGUUCGUCCUGGAUACUGCCGGGGCUGGGCUGGCGUAUAAGCUCUCCCUGAUGUCACCAAGGAUGGGCAUGUGGUACUUCCUCUUCAGCACCGUCAAGACGGUCGACGAUCACUGCGGCUACAACCUGCCCUGGGACCCUCUCCAAAAGAUCACAAGCAACAACGCCGCAUACCACGACAUCCACCAUCAAAGUUGGGGCAUCAAAACCAACUUUUCACAGCCGUUUUUCACCAUCUGGGACCGCUGGCUCGGCACAAGAUACGAGGGUGACGUCAGCAAGAAGUACGAGAGGAUAAGACAGAGUGCGGCCAACAAAUCGUCGUCACCCAAAUCAGAAUAGACUGCAAACGACAAAAAGAAACAUACAAGUUGGGUGGAUCGCAAGAUUUUUAUGUAUCCCCCCUAAACUAAUAGGCUACCUUCACUUCUGUUUUCCCCUUGUUCUGCCUACGGUUUUACUCAAUUCAUAUCCACUUUUUUUGUGCUCCCUCUUUGUCAUUCGCUUGAACGUAUUAUUUUGCCAUCUUUCUCUAAGUUUUGGUUUCGAACAGCCUCUGGGUUGAGAGGAAUAAUCACCUCCGCAAGAAAGUCCUGGAGGGUGGGCUAUAUUAGGCCUUGGAUGCUCUGCGAAAAGACAGCAAGCCAUGGGCAUGGGAGACGCGUUCAUGGCCUGGGAGGUUCCAUGAUAGGGGCGGUCGGACGGUCAGGGGUUUGUGUAUGCGUGUACGUGUCUUGUGCAGUGCGUGUUUUCAUACGGACAAGGGAAGGGAAGAGGCUCUCACAUCUCAAGAUUUGAUCAUUUCGAGAUUGAGGUUGGACCUUGAAUAAUGCCCGGGAUUGAUGUCGGGCAACGUUCUUAUAAUAUCAACGGUGAGUUUGGCGUGAUACCGGGGUCAAUGGGAUAAAUAUUGUUGUG
Molecule: messenger RNA, 1918 nt
Organism: Gaeumannomyces tritici R3-111a-1
Lineage: Eukaryota; Fungi; Ascomycota; Sordariomycetes; Magnaporthales; Magnaporthaceae
Exons: 2
Coding region: 221-1342 (373 amino acids)
Biological process (GO): lipid biosynthetic process
Molecular function (GO): iron ion binding; oxidoreductase activity
Source: RefSeq, a predicted model, not a curated record